UGCGCACGCGACGUAUAUAACGUGAACGCGAAGUACCGAACAGCACGAGUCCUGUUCUAUCAGUACUAACAUCACCAACCCUCCUAUCAAAAUGAUGAAGUUUAUCGUUGUUCUCGCCGCGCUCGUCGCCUUCGUCGCCGCUAAGCCAGCCUUGGUGAGCGCACCUUUAGUGGCUGCAGCUCCUGCCGCGGUUGUCACGGCAACCAGCUCGCAAUACUACCACCGCCUCAACAGCGGGCUUGCUGCCUACGUCGCUGCUCCUGCUGCCUACGUAGCCCCUGCUGCUGCACCCUACGUAGCUGCCCCUGCAGCUGCACCCUACGUAGCUGCUCCUUACGUAGCCUCUCCUUACGCCGCACCGGCAGCUGGAGCUCCAGUUGUCACGGCUGCCAGUUCACAAUACUUCCAAAGAACCUUCAAUCGCCUUGUAGUUCCUCAAGCAGUAGUACCAGUGGCACCUCCACCAUUGCAACCUGUUUUCACCGUAGCCCCGGCCCCUCCAGUGAUUGUGGAGCCUACCAGAGAAGUGCCUGUUGCCGUGAAUCCACCACCGACUCAGCCAGCUCCAGUUCAUCCUAAUGUUGCAAUAGCCGUGGCAACAGCCCAUGCUGCUGCACCUGUCGCAACUAUUUUGCUACCGCCAUAUCCUUUUGGAUUCCCACCAAAUUUUGGACUGAUCCCUCAAGAACAGCCUGUAAAUGUACCUGAUGAAAGUAACAAAGAACCGACCACUCAGUCAACAACGCAAGCUGAGGUGACGACACAAGAGCCAGAACAAACCACGCCGAUACCAUCGAGUAGUGAUGACAACUUUGUGCAACAGGCGCUGCCUUCCAAUGAAGAUGUAAAUUUCAACCAGUAUGGUCCACCCCUACCACCUCAGGAUCAACAGUUCCCACCUAACAACCCGGGUCCUCAGUUCCAGCCCAACCAACCGCGUCCUCAGUUCCCGCAACAACAACCCCAACCUCAGUUUCCACAACAGCAGCCCCGUCCGCAGUUCCAACCACAGCAACCGCAAUUGGGGCAAUUCCCAUUACAACAGUCUCGGCCACAGUUCCAGCCACAGCAACCUCAGGGACAGUUCCCACCGCAACAACCCCGUCCUCAAUACCAGCCACAACAGCCAGAGUUCCCGCCACAAAGACCACAAGGACAAUUCCCACCGCAACAGUCGCAGCCUCAGUUCCCACCGCAGCAGCCGCGGCCACAGUUCCAGCCACUGCCACAAGCGCAGCAACCCCGUCCCCAGUUCCAGCCACAAGCGAGACCGCAACAGCCACGCCCGACAUACGGAGCACCUCAACAACCGUGGCCUCAGCAGAGAGCUAGGCCUCAAAAGCUGAAGACUUCAGUGGAAGUCGUCCCCGUACCGCUGGCGUACAUCACUCCUCCUCCACCUCAGAAAACUCACGCACACGUAAAGGUAGUGAAACAUAUUUACACGUUUGUACCGGCAACUCCUGCUAAAAUUAUUGUGAGACCUGUGGUACAAACGCGUCCUCUCCGUUUAGUGAAAAUAAAAAAAGUUCAUUCCCAGAACUUGCGGGCUAAUGCCAGAGAUAUUGAAGUCACGACCUUCAGCCCAUUUCCUAGGCCCAACAUUAAGCCGCCUAAAGUAUAAUUUAUGAAUAAAUAGUCAAUUGUACACUUGUUAAUAAACCUGCACAUUGUAAAUAUGGUUAAGAAUGAGAUAAUAUAGAUAUAUUUAUACUUUUGUAAA
Molecule: messenger RNA, 1723 nt
Organism: Helicoverpa armigera (cotton bollworm)
Lineage: Eukaryota; Metazoa; Arthropoda; Insecta; Lepidoptera; Noctuidae
Gene: CPH22
Product: calcium-binding protein P-like
Exons: 3
Coding region: 92-1624 (510 amino acids)
Source: RefSeq, a predicted model, not a curated record